CGGUGCUGGAUUGGUUUGGGCUGCAGACAAGAUGGCCGAGAAGUGUCAACAGUGAUAACUCUCGGUGUUUUCUGAUGACAACAGUAUUUAAAGGAGUUCCCAGCAGAAAUGGGCUUAUCUCAGAGUUCAGAAGUAUCCGAAGGAGGGACGUAUGGCUAUCACGUGCACGCUGUGCAGCCAAAUUCCCCUGCAGAGAAUGCCGGUCUGCAGCCCUUCUUCGACUUCAUUCUGUCUCUUGACAACAAGAGACUUAAUGAGGAAAAUGACCUUUUAAAGGAGCUUCUGAAAGCCAACAUGGAGAGAGCAGUGAGGAUGGAGGUGUACAGCACUAAAACCACGAGGGUUCGUGAGUUGUUGGUGGUUCCCAGUAAUAUGUGGGGAGGGCAAGGUCUGCUGGGUGCCAGUGUUCGCUUCUGCAGCUACCAGGGAGCCAAUGAAAACGUUUGGCAUGUCCUGGAUGUGGAAACCAGUUCACCGGCCGCGCUGGCAGGGCUUCAGCCCCACACUGACUACAUUGUUGGGGCAGAUCAGAUUUUGCAAGAUUCAGAAGACUUUUUCUCACUGAUUGAGGCCCACGAAGGGAAGCCCGUGAAGCUGCUGGUGUACAACACACAGACAGACGUCUGCAGAGAGGUGGUGGUCACACCAAACGGAGCAUGGGGAGGAGAGGGCAGUUUGGGUUGUGGCAUUGGUUAUGGUUAUCUGCACCGAAUCCCUGCUAAUCCGGACGUAUCAACAGUCAAGCCUUCUGCCCCUGAUCCUGAGGAGAAACCCUCUCCAAAUCCGCCUACACAUGGAUACACAGAGGCACCUCUCAUGGCACCUUCAAGCCACAGUGAAGAGUUAAACCUGGAGCAGGUCACCCUCGAGGAAACUUAUCUACCUCCACCCAUUCAAAGAGUCACGGAGCUUGGUUUUUCUGAUUCUGAAGUGGCAGUGAUGAACCCCGACCCUUCAGAUUUGGCGGACAGGCUGGAUCUGUCCAUGUCAUCCAUUGACAUGACCAGCACAUCACUGGCUAUGCAUGAGGAGAAGGAUGGCGAUAUAUCUGGUGUUGAAGAGUUGGAAGGCAGUGUUGUGCUCCCAUCACCAGCAGACCACCAGAAUGAGCCACACGAGCAUAGCUCGCAGGCAGCCAUGGACUUCACCUCUGCCCUCGCUUCUGCUGAGUCACACAUCCCACCAGCUGGGCCCUCCCACUUGCUCACAGAGUCCACAGAGCCACAAAGCUCUCUUAUUGAGUCUAGUGAUAGCCAAAGUCCAACUAUAGGUGCGUUGUCUUUUUCUCUUGACCCUUCUGAGCCUUCUCUGCCACCUGAAGACCUUCCUCGCCCUUCUUCUGUCGAUCUCAUCCCAUCUUUGGCUGCUGAUGACUCUAUCGCAGACAGGUCUCCUCCUCAGGCCAUCGAGGAUGCACUCGGGUCAGCGGAUAAGACAGCAGAGCCUCUAGAUGUGGCUUCUGCUCACCACUGUGGCAACGAGCAUGAUGAUGAUGAUGAUGAGGAGGAGGAAACCGAGAAGCCACAUUUUGAGUAGGCUUAAAUCAAGCCAGAAAAAUGCAAGGUGUUGUUGACAAUCACUGGUGUUUUUUAAAGAUAUCAGAAUAGAUGGUGGGGAAACCCUAAUCUUGAUAGUCUGCAUGCAUGGCUGCAUCAGCAGAUUGGUUACACUACAAAAACCAGCUACUGCAUUAACACAUAUGAGAAAAAAAAAAAAACUUUAAGGCACUGUAGUAAUCUUUGUCUUCUAUGUGAGAGUUUACAGUUACUUCUUAUUUGUAAGUCAAAACAGUUUUAAAGUCAACUCUUUUUCCUCGCUAGGUGCAAAAUUUGAUUAUACGGGUAAUGAGACUUUGCUUCUGGUACACCAGUGUGACAGAUACUUGAAUACUUACACAUACUGCAAAGCACAGCUGCACCUUUCUAUCAAGAACACUAUCAAUAUUUUUGAAGCUACUAGAGCACUGGCCGCUUAAAUUAGUUGUCAAAGUCUUGCCAGUGGUGCAGUUCCAUUUGUUAAUGUUUUGCAGAAGCAGUUUAAACACUUACCCAAAGAAACACUUUUAAUUAUAAGACGCAGGACAUUUCGUAUCCUCCGUGUUUGACUUUAAAGGGCUUUCGCUGUGGGAUGAUUUAUUAAAAUGGUCAGUGCAGGUUUUUACAGUAUGUUUUUAACACUAUAUUUAAUUAGAUUUUAUUCAAUGAUGUACUUUGUGAUGAGUUUAAAAGACAUUUUUACUGCUGUAUAGCCAGAUUUAUGCCCCCAUCUAUUCAAAAAGAUUUUCUCCUUUUAAUCUGUGACCUAUGCAACACUAGAUUAGCACUGUCUUUAAAUUGACAAAUCAUUCUUAAUGUAAAGAAGCAUUUGGUAAAUGUAAGACUGCUAACUUAGAAAUACUUGAGUAAUGAUUGUUUGUUGUUAGGGGGCAUCUUGAUAGUUCUAAUUGUUCCAGUAGGUGCUAAAAUAGGUGUGUAAAAUAAAGAAAGGUAUUUUGCAGAUGUUUUUAAUCAAUGAAUUGUCUGUUUUAUUAGGAAUGAGUGCAGAGUCUUGAUGAAUGUGGAAAUGGGUGAAUCUU
This is a messenger RNA of Archocentrus centrarchus (flier cichlid), 2575 nucleotides long. It is a transcript of the gene gorasp1a, whose product is annotated as golgi reassembly stacking protein 1a. Gene Ontology annotation, cellular component: Golgi apparatus. The record is from RefSeq and is a predicted model, not a curated record. The transcript is spliced from 9 exons. The coding region runs from base 109 to 1536 and encodes 475 amino acids. Lineage: Eukaryota; Metazoa; Chordata; Actinopteri; Cichliformes; Cichlidae. Gene Ontology annotation, molecular function: protein binding. Gene Ontology annotation, biological process: Golgi organization.